AUAAUAAACAAUGACAAAAUUGACAAUUAUGAAUACCUUAAAGGGUUAGUAGUAAAUUAAAUUAUAAAUAAUAUUAAAUCGCUACGCUUUUACUUCAACAGAAAACCGAGAUAAAUACAUCGGUUAUGAACAAAAGAAGACUACAAGUAAUAUUUUACGAAAUGUGUUGAAUCCCAUGCUUCCCAUCAAUAUGCUAUUAAGAGGAUACUCCUUAUGUGUUUUGAUUGUGGAUGUGCUGUGGGUAAUUUUAAAUGCCAUAUAUGCAAUCUUCCAAGCUGCUUACGAAAUAUUUAAGCCUCCACCUUUAAAAUCGAUAGAAGAUGAAACAGUAAUGGUAAUUGGCUCUGGAAGAGGUGUCGGUAGGGAGUUAGCUAUACAGCUAUCUUUCCUUGGUGCAAGAGUGAUUUGUGUAGACCAUGAUGAGUCUAACAACAGUAAAACAGUGGCAUACAUUAACCGUAAAGGUGGUGUUGCACUGACCUACACUAGUGAUAUAACAAAAAAGGAGAAUGUAGAAUAUUUAGCAGAGGAAAUAAGAAAAGAUGUUGGUUUUAUCAGUAUGAUGUUCUAUUGUUGUGGAAUCCCUAGUCCAAGGGCCUUGAUGACACAACCACCCCAGGACAUUCAUGAUACCCUAGAUCUGACUUUAACAUCAUAUUUUUGGCUCAUAGAAAGUUUUUUACCUGAAAUGAAAGCUAGAAACCAUGGCCAUAUUGUUGCUCUCACUUCUGUGGCUGGUCUCAGUCACAUUAAAGAUCAGAUGCCACUCAGUGUUGCACAGUUCGCUGUGCAGGGGCUUGCAGAAUCACUUAUGGAAGAUCUUAGGAUUAACAAGAUUAAUAGAGUUUAUGUCACUCUUAUACAUAUUUAUCCAUUUAUUGUUGAAGACAGUUCAGACUUAAGACUGAAAAUACCUAGUUACUUUGGCACAAUAACGCCUGCUAGAGCCGCCAACUCAAUUUUGGAAAGUGUUCUUCGCAACUAUCCAGAAGCAUCUGUCCCUAAACGUUUACUUUUUAUGGGCAACCUACUUCGAAUUUUACCGAGGAAAGCAACAGUGCUUAUUAGAGAUCUCCUGGACACUGGCGUAGAUUUUGCAUGAUCUGUUUAAUUUUUAUUGUAGUUAGUCAAAUAUAAUAUUCUAAAUCUUUGUUAUAAAGUAGCACAAUAAAAUUUAUUUGAAUGAUAAAUUAUUGUUUGUUACAAAAUCUUUUCAAUAAGUUAUACAAAAAUGUUAUAAAAUUUCCUAUUUGUAAAUUGUAUGAAGAUAUUAAUCGUAUUUAUUAGGUACUUAUAUAUUUUAGCUUUGUAUACUUUUAUGGAAAAUUGUUGUGUAAGAAAUUU
Molecule: messenger RNA, 1344 nt
Organism: Vanessa tameamea
Lineage: Eukaryota; Metazoa; Arthropoda; Insecta; Lepidoptera; Nymphalidae
Product: epidermal retinol dehydrogenase 2-like
Exons: 5
Coding region: 176-1102 (308 amino acids)
Cellular component (GO): lipid droplet
Molecular function (GO): oxidoreductase activity, acting on the CH-OH group of donors, NAD or NADP as acceptor
Source: RefSeq, a predicted model, not a curated record